AUGGACAUCAUUGUAUGCAUACCUUUGGGGGAUCCAUCGGCCGUAUGGGGGGCGGACCCGAAGACCAAAGUUCGCCAGAGGAGCAAUUACUCCAACCUCUGGAACACGUUGAUCAAGAUAAUGACGAGGAGCAAGUCACGGGCGACGGUGAGGAAGUCCCACGUACUCAAGAAAUCGUUGGAGGUGAAGGAAAGUAAAGAGAAAAACUCGAGCUUCUUUGAGAGCUACGUUGGCGUGCCUGUGCUCGACGAACAGCUUGAGGAAGUCGAACAGAAAGAAAACAGCGAGGCCAUCUUGACGCAGAUUCUAGCAAAAAUCGUCACUUUGACAAGCUCGCUCUUUCUUGGCAGCACUGCUAUCAAGAGAAGUCUCAGUUAUGGGGGUGAUAUCGUUGAGGUCCCUUGGGCUUCGGCCCAAGGACUUGGAGGGCACGAUCCGGGAAAACUAGAAAGAGACCUCAACGAUAUAUUGUCGAUGUCGAACCCAUCCCCCGUUGCACUGGGCAUAGCCAUGCUGGCCUACGGUGCAGGAACCUUCCAGGCACCUCAGCUUCGCAUCUUCAUCAUCCAACCUCACAACAACCACCGCCUCCGAGAUGACAACACCCGCCCCCUUCCCGUUCCCGCGGGAAUACUCCUUUCCCCCCUUCUUCACCCGCCAAACANACCCGCCCCCUUCCCGUUCCCGCGGGAAUACUCCUUUCCCCCCUUCUUCACCCGCCAAACAAACCUCACAACCCACCACGCGCAACUCGUCAAAUGGUCCGACCUGAUCCUCGCCUACUGCCGCCACAACCGCAUCUUCAAGCUCUCCCUCAACGCUGCCAUCCCCUCCGCGCCGACCGCCGCCCUCCCGCACGCACUGCCCAGCACAUCCGCCCCGUCCAUCGCAAUCACCGACCCGACCCUCGGCGGCACCUCCGCCUCGUCGUCGGGCGCCGCCGGCCCGGAGGAGCUCUUCCACAACAAGACGCUGAACAAGCGCCUCUCGCUGGCCGACGCGCGCGAGGUCCUCGAGUUCAUGAAGAAGGACGGCCGCGCGGAGCAGCUGCCCGCUUCGCCGGACGUUUUCUGGGUGUACUGGCGCACGCCGGACGAGUGGGCCGCGGCGAUCGAGGCGUGGAUCGACGAGACGGCGCAGAAGGGGGUUGUGUUGACGCUGUACGAGCUCACGGAGGGCGAGGGCACGAGGGGGACUGAUUUCCACGGCCUCGAUUCCGAUUUACUGCAAAAAGCGCUGCAGGUCCUGGUCAAGCGAGGCAAGGCGCAAAUCUUUGGACAGGAGGAUUCGCAGGGUGUCAAGUUCUUCUGA
Messenger RNA from Colletotrichum gloeosporioides, 1311 nucleotides. Its product is annotated as Vacuolar protein sorting-associated protein 25. Bases 1 to 1311 code for a protein of 436 amino acids. The record is from RefSeq and is a predicted model, not a curated record. Gene Ontology annotation, biological process: protein transport to vacuole involved in ubiquitin-dependent protein catabolic process via the multivesicular body sorting pathway. Gene Ontology annotation, molecular function: structural molecule activity; protein homodimerization activity. Gene Ontology annotation, cellular component: ESCRT II complex. Lineage: Eukaryota; Fungi; Ascomycota; Sordariomycetes; Glomerellales; Glomerellaceae. The transcript is spliced from 5 exons.